Molecule: messenger RNA, 1982 nt
Organism: Corticium candelabrum
Lineage: Eukaryota; Metazoa; Porifera; Homoscleromorpha; Homosclerophorida; Plakinidae
Product: kelch-like protein 20
Exons: 4
Coding region: 69-1730 (553 amino acids)
Molecular function (GO): protein binding
Source: RefSeq, a predicted model, not a curated record
UGGCUAGCGCAGCGCCCGCAGUUCAACAGCACGUCGAUGAGAAGCAUCCGCGUCAACUGCUCGAUGUGAUGGCUUUGCUCUGGAUGCGACACGAUCUGUGUGACGUCGGUCUUGUGGUCGGCGACCGUGAAAUCACGGCCCACAAGGUCGUCCUGUCGGCGGCGAGUCCGUAUUUCAGGGCCAUGUUUACAGGUGAGAUGUCUGAGAGCAAGCAGUCGCGCGUAGUUAUUCGCGACGUGUCGUACGAGGCGAUGUCGAUGCUUGUCAACUACGCCUACACGGCGAAAAUUCACAUUGGAGAGGAGAAUGUGCAGGCGUUGCUUUCAGCCGCCUGUCUACUACAACUGAAUGGGGUGAUAGCCGUCUGCUGCGAGUUUCUCAUACGGCAACUCGAUGCGAGCAAUUGUUUGGGAUUCAGCGACUUCGCUGAGCGUCACAAUUGUCGAGAUCUGCUGGCGGCCGCUGAUAAGUACACACUGCAGCAUUUUCAGACGGUUGCGGAUGGCGAGGAGUUUCUGAUGUUGCCACCUGAACAUCUCGCACGCCUCCUCGCUUCGGACGAACUGAACGUUCAACCAGAAGAGCAGGUGUGGGAGUUGGCGAUGCGUUGGGCAAAGCACGAGAUUCACACACGGAGCCAACAUUUGGCUUUGGUGAUGCAGAACGUUCGGUUCUGUCAGUUCACACCCAAAUUUCUUGUAACUCGAGUCAGCAGUGAACCCCUAAUGAAGUCAGACAUAGUUUGCAGAGAUCUUAUUGAUGAAGCCAAGAACUCACACCUCGUGCCCGACUAUCGGAGUCGGUUAAGAACCACACAUGUUCAGCCUCGCCGACCGGUUCAAGAUAGUCAAGUGAUGUAUGCUGUGGGCGGUUGGUGCAGUGGAGAUGCGAUCAAUACCGUUGAACGGUUCGAUGCUGUGAACAAUGAGUGGUGUGUAGUAGCUGCUAUGGGGAAACGUCGAUGUGGUGUUGGGGUAACCGUAUUGAAUGGAUGCGUAUAUGCACUGGGAGGACACGACGGUGCAUCGUACUUGAAUAGUAUCGAGAGAUACGACCCAAGAAUGAACCAGUGGUACUCAAACGUUGCACCAACGAGCACGUGCCGGACAAGUGUGGGUGUGACAGUGUUGAAAAAUAUGAUCUAUGCAGUUGGUGGGCAGGAUGGAAUAAGCUGUUUGAAUAUCGUUGAGAAAUACGACCCUGUAAAGAACAAAUGGCAGCGUAUUGCACCAAUGAGUGCUCGUCGAUUGGGAGUAGCCGUGGCCGUCGUCAACGAUGUCUUAUAUGCAGUGGGAGGAUCAGAUGGCACAUCGCCUCUCUAUACCGUAGAGAAGUAUGACCCUGGAAGUAAUACUUGGACGUUUUGUGCCCCAUUGUGCUCACCCCGAAAACAUCUCGGUGUUGCAGUGCUUGGCAACUGCUUGUAUGCCGCCGGUGGACGCGACGAUUCUUCGGAAUUAAACACUGUUGAACGUUACGAUCCAAGUGCCAAUCAGUGGUUUCCCGUUGCUUCGAUGAUGUCACGAAGAAGUGGAGUCGGUCUGGCUGCUGUCAAUGGAAAGUUGUACAGCGUCGGUGGGUUUGAUGGCUCCACGUACUUGAAGAGCGUGGAGUGUCUCGACGUGGAGGCAAACCAGUGGAAACCGGCCGCUCCUAUGAAUUACCGUCGCCUCGGUGGUGGAGUUGGAGUCAUCGACACCAUGUGUACACAAUCGGGACUAGAGCAGUAACAAUGUGUAGUCUACACGGAUGUAUUACACGUAUACCCUGUAAAUAGCACUUCAUUCUGUACAUGACGUUAUGUAUAGAGUUAGAGUUCUGUGUGAUGAUUUUCAUCACUUAGUUCGCCGUCUUGCGAUUCCUCGUCUUCUACACUGUUUAAAACUGCUUGCAGUUGAUCUGUGUCCGCGUUUGUUAUCUCGUCUGGAUGGAUCGUUCCAUCUUGAUUUGAAUCAAAUAGAUUGGCCAGUUUCUAAACAGGA